GAGCAAAAGCGUGUAGAUGGCACCACCCGUGAGGUGAAAAAGGUUAGAAAAGCCAGGAACAGACGCCAGGAGUGGAAUAUGAUGGCAUAUGACAAAGAGCUUAGACCUGACAACAGGUUGUCUCAAAGUGUGUACCAUGGAGCAUCUUCCGAGGGAUCACUGUCCCCAGAUACUAGGUCCCAUGCAUCUGAUGUUACAGAUUAUUCUUAUCCUGCUACUCCGAAUCAUUCCCUCCAUCAGCAGAUAGCAAUGCCUUCAUAUGGAGCAGGAGAUGGUCCACAGUACAUGGCAGCAUCCCAAAGCCAUGAGCAUGAAUACAGACCACCUUCCACCACUGUACGACAUGCUACUUUAAACAGACCUCAGCAGCCACCUCCACCUCCACCCCAGCCUUCCGAUGGUCAACAUAGCUCAGUACCUGUGGUACCAGCAGAAUAUGGGAUGAUUCCAGCUCAGAUGGUGGAUUAUUACAAUCCUACAGGUCCUCCCCCUCCUCCUCCCCCCCCUGUGAUUCCUUCAGCACAAACUGCAUUUGUUAGCCCCCUUCAGCUUCCUGUGCCACCUUCCCAUUCCGGACUGGUAACUGGCUCUACAUAUGCAGCUGCUCAUCCUCCUCCUUCUAGUGGGCUUGUUGUCACUGCUCCUCCCCCUCCGGGCCCACCUCCUCCCCCUCCGGGCCCUCCUGCGGCAGGUUCGUCUGUCUCUUCUUCCCCAAUGCACGCCCCUCUGGCUGCGGAGGCAAAACGUCAUGAACCUGCACAGCCGCCAAUCAGCGACGCACGGAGUGAUCUUCUUGCUGCCAUUCGAAUGGGAAUUCAGUUGAAGAAGGUGCAGGAGCAACGUGAGCAGGAAGCAAAGCGAGAGCCUGUUGGAAAUGAUGUGGCCACCAUCCUUUCAAGACGCAUUGCCGUGGAAUACAGCGAUUCUGAUGAUGAUUCAGAAUUUGAUGAGAACGAUUGGUCAGAUUGAGCCUGGUCCAAGCCCAGUGGCAAGGUCAUGAAAUACUUGGCUUCAGUGAUUGCUUUCUUAGCAAGAUGUAAAGCGGGCAUUGACACAUUUUAAAGGUGUAGUGAUCGAAGUGCUACAAUGGAAUUGGUAUUAUUCAAAUGCUGUAGCUUAGCAACUCUGGUAAUAACGAUGUGAUUAUGCUUAUGCAGAUCAGAAUCUUGUCUUACUUUCAGUAUUUACCGCAUAAUACUUAAGUGCCACUAAAUGUAGCAAAUCAUGUGCUGCGUGCAAAAUACGCUGCAGUUGUUGCACUGUUACAGAACCAGCAUUUUAUUUUACUUUCCUGAUCUUGAAGGGAUAAAAUAUUUUUUUUU
This is a messenger RNA of Mesitornis unicolor (brown roatelo), 1322 nucleotides long. It is a transcript of the gene WASF3, whose product is annotated as WAS protein family, member 3. NCBI's taxonomy places the organism in Eukaryota, Metazoa, Chordata, Aves, Mesitornithiformes, Mesitornithidae. Gene Ontology annotation, molecular function: actin binding. The annotation marks the transcript as partial. The transcript has 4 exons. The record is from RefSeq and is a predicted model, not a curated record.